CUCUGCACUGCCCCUGUGCGCAUCUGUUUGUAGGCAGGUAUGUGUGUGUGUUGCCUUUCUUCUGUGGCCAAGUUACAGGCACCUUCAGCCCUGGGGGCGUGGCCUGACUUGAGGGCUGGCCACACCCGAGGUCCUUGCCGCACACCUGCUCCUCAUCUGGGCUCGUCGGGGAAGCUAUAUAGAUAAGCGAUGGAGCUUCCACCGACACUGGAUUAUUGCGUUUGACUACACGAGGAGUGUGGGACGAGAAGGAGCAGUGAGCACGAGGAGUGCAGGGACACUGGGGCAGAGAGCACUACACGGAGACUUUUGGGAAGAAGACACUACACGGGAGUCUGGGAAACUGGGGAUUUACUGUUGUUUACUUCACCACCUUGUAAAUAAACACUGCUGCACUGUAGAGUCCGGCGUUUGGGUCCUAUUUCCCCAUCUCCCCACGGUCUGCCUACACAGACCCUGACAGAAUAAUCCAGCCUGUAGCCGUAGCACAGCCAGCUGCCCAGCCUGUAGCCGUAGCACAGCCAGCUGCCCAGCCUGUAGCCGUAGCCCAGUCACCUACUCCACAACCGCUUUCAUCUCAAGUUCAGUCAGCCGUAGCUCAGUCUUCACCCUCGCUAUCCAUAGCUCAGUCAGCCGUAGCUCAGUCUUCACCCCCGCUAUCCAUAGCUCAGUCAGCCGUAGCUCAGUCUUCACCCCCGCUAUCCAUAGCUCAGUCAGCCACUCAUUUUCACCCUCAGCCAGGGAUCCCAAUUGCCUCUGGCCCUGCAUCUGCUCUAGCAGGAGGGCCCGAGUUGCCCGUCCAGUCUCAAGUUCUGUCAGCUGGAGGGUCUGAGGAGCCCAUCCAGCCUUUGGCCACGUCUGCUGAGGGUCCUGGAGGACCCAGCCAGCACAUCCUCACAUCUGCAGCAUUCGCAUCAUCGCCUGCAGCAUCAUUACCUGCGGCAUGCGCAUCAUCGCCUGCAGCAUUCACAUCAUCGCCUGCAGCACCGCUGCCGUCUGAUUCCGCAGCUGUCCCGCUGCCGUCUGGUCAAGCCUCUGUGUCUUCAUCCGCGCCGCAGCCGAAGGAGCAGCUCAGCGAGCGGGAGGAGCCCGCGUCGCCAAAUAUGGAGCUCAGCGAGCCGGAGGAGCCAGCACCGCUGCCGGUGAGGCUCAGUGAGCCGGAGGAGCUCAGCGAGCUCGAGCUGGAGCUCAGCGAGCGGAAGGAGCCCGCACUGCCUGAGGAGGAGCCCUGUGAGCUCGGCGAGCGGGAGGAGCUCGGCGAGCCGCAGCAGGAGAGAGCGCCGCCUGAUCAGGAGCUCGGCGAGCCGCAGCAGGAGAGAGCGCCGCCUGAUCAGGAGCUCUACGAGCAGGAGCGCGGCGAGCGGGAGGAGCGCGGCAAGCCGGAGGAGCCCGCACCGCCAUCGGAGGAUCUUGGUGAGCCGGAGGGACUGCCACGUCCGCGACGUCCAGCAGCCCGGCGUCCACGUCCAGCAGCCCGGCCGCCGCGUCCACGUCCAGCACAGUCAGCACAUCGGGAAUCGUGGGUUGUGCUGGAGCCGGAGCGGCCACGCCUCCACCGCCGGACCCGUGGCCGGCCACCAGAGGAGCAGCAGCGCCGCCGCCGCCGGACCCGUGGCCGGCCACCAGAGGAGCAGCAGCGCCGCCGCCGCCGGACCCGUGGCCGGCCACCAGAGGAGCAGCAGCGCCGCCGCCACUGGAUCAGUGGCAGGCCCCCUGAACCGUUUUGUCGCUGCUGCGGGACCCAUGGCCCUCCACCAGAGAUCCAGCGUUCCCUCCGAUGGACUAGAGGUAGGCCUCCUGAACUGUUUUCUGCCUCUGCCUACCCACAGCAGGUUUCGCCUGCAUUGCCAACCGUCGGGUCGGCCGCCUGAACUGUUUUGCUCCCGCGACGGUAACUUGGGGGGUUGUUGAACUGUUUUGUGCCUCCGCUGGAGUCGCGGUUGAGCCUCUGGGACUUCAUGAGAGUGACUGUUUGGUCAUUUGGGGGUUGGUUCCAGCCCUCUGUCCUGUUACCCCCCGCCGCCCACCCUGGGGUGGUUGUGUUGUGGUUUUUGUUUUGUUUUGGGUCGUCGGGAGCCGACCCUUAGAGGGGGGGUACUGUCACGGAUCCGGCUCUGGGGACUCGGGGUCCGUGGGCAGUGGGGACUAUGACUAUUUUUGUUAUUAGUAUUAUCAUUAUUAUUAUUAUUGUUAUUAUUUUUGUCAUUACUAUUAUUAUUUGGUGUGUUCUCUGCACUGCCCCUGUGCGCAUCUGUUUGUAGGCAGGUAUGUGUGUGUGUGUGUUGCCUUUCUUCUGUGGCCAAGUUACAGGCACCUUCAGCCCUGGGGGCGUGGCCUGACUUGAGGGCUGGCCCCACCCGAGGUCCUUGCCGCACACCUGCUCCUCAUCUGGGCUCGUCGGGGAAGCUAUAUAGAUGAGCGAUGGAGCUUCCACCGACGCUGGAUUAUUGCGUUUGACUACACGAGGAGUGUGGGACGAGAAGGAGCAGUGAGCACGAGGAGUGCAGGGACACUGGGGCAGAGAGCACUACACGGAGACUUUUGGGAAGAAGACACUACACGGGAGUCUGGGAAACUGGGGAUUUACUGUUGUUUACUUCACCACCUUGUAAAUAAACACUGCUGCACUGUA
Molecule: messenger RNA, 2632 nt
Organism: Pelmatolapia mariae (spotted tilapia)
Lineage: Eukaryota; Metazoa; Chordata; Actinopteri; Cichliformes; Cichlidae
Product: trichohyalin-like
Exons: 3
Coding region: 1104-1871 (255 amino acids)
Molecular function (GO): DNA binding
Source: RefSeq, a predicted model, not a curated record